UUUAUUUCCAAAGCUGUAACGACGCUGCAACACAAGGCCCCGGCGGUCACGGGAAAAUACGUGACGUACAGCCGUGCUGGGGACAUGCCGGACGUGACAGCAAGUCAUCGGACGUACCGACGUGCUGCGGUCAAGUUGGGCGUGGUGCCCCAGCGCGCGGUCAUCGGGCAGUUUGGUCGAGACUUCCUGACUUUCCGAGAUCUCGGUUUGACUCUGCGUGAGCUGAAAGCCACCUGCCUAGCCCUCAUGCACGAGCGACAGGCGCGCGGACUCGAUGUGUCCGGCAAUACCAUCGGAGCGCACGAAAGUGAAUACGUCAUUGCUGUGUUAACCCGCAUCAGCAUCCAGACCCUCGACGCGGGUAACAACUGUCUCACUGGAACAGGCUUGCGCCGCCUUUCAGACUUUGUCAGCAACGACAGCAACCUAACAUGGCUGAAUCUGUCAAAUAACAAGUUGACGGAUGGAGAUGCUCGUGCAAUAGCGGAUUUCUUGUUGAAAAACAACAGUCUUCGCGUCCUCGUCUUGAAUCACAACGAACUCAGAGAGUCGGGUGGACGGACAGUUGGCGCUGCAAUCGGGAAGAAUCGAAGUUUGCAAGAGCUGGAACUGCGAUGGAACCAUAUCAGACGCAUUGGCGCUAUUUGCGUGGCCAAAGGUCUGGAGGUCAACCAGUCACUCCAGAGAGUGGACCUGGCAUGGAACGGCUUUGGGUUUGAGGGUUGUGUGGCUCUGGGCGACGCUCUGGCACGGAACCAUGUGAUGCGGGAACUGGAUCUCACGUGCAAUAGGAUUCAUCCACCUGCCCUUCUAGAGCUCGUCAGAGGCCUCGUACUCAACAAGACCCUCCGUGUGCUAAAGAUUGGAAACAAUCCGAUCACCGCCUCGUUCACGAGUGUCUUGAUGAAUUCGAUACAUGCCCACCCGACUGUCGCCCUUGAACUUCUCGACAUGGAGGGAGUUGUUGUCGAUCGCGAUUUUCAAGCCAUCUUGGACGACGUGCGAAAGACUCGACAUCUGCAGGUAAACUAUGACAUCAUCCUCCCCGUGAAGUCCCUCAGUCGUGAAGAGAUGCUGAGGAGGAUUCAGGCGCCAGGAGCCUACAAUCUGGACCCCCUGCACAUGUUUUAUCUUCUCAAGGAGAAGAUGCGAGCGUCGGACUUCUUCCACAAAAUCAACAAAGAUAACAACGAAGGUGUUUGUCGCGAAGAGCUCAACCUUCUCUUCCAGGAAGCUGGCAUUCCGGUUACAGGGAGCGUGAUAGACAAAAUUAUAAGCUUCAUGGAUACGAACGGGGAUGGCACCAUCGACAUUUCGGAGUUCAUGACAGGUGACAAGAAAAUGAAACGGCUCUCACGAAACCACGCAAAAAACUCAAAGGCUGAACGCAAGCAAAGGGGAGAGAAUUUUACCAGAUACUCUCGAUCUUUCAAACAAGCGCACGUCGAUCCCGUCACGCUUGCCGUCAAGGUGGAUGACUCUGCAACACAGCUUCCGUCUGUCGGCAGUCCUGAAGACGGGUCAAGGCCAGCUGAGAAUAAUUGAGCAGGGGAAGUCAUUGGAUGUCAACAGAUUUACCUGUUAUUUAUUUAUCUUCUUCAUUUUGUUUGUAUUAUUAUUACAAUCAAAUCUUUUAUUUUCUGGCAUCUACGUCCAAAAUAAAAGGGAAGAAUCCUAAAUUGCAGAUAUAGUACUUCUCAUGCUUUCUUAAAAAAUCAAGCUUUUUAAAGGGUUGUUUUUCUUUUGUUUUGUUUUUCUGGAAGAGAAAACAGUUUUGUUUUGAAGGGGUUUUAUGCCUUAAUGGUUUGCUUUUCAUUUUGGUGGGUUGUUUUUGCUGUUUUUUGUGGAAUUUUUUUCUCGUCACGAUUGAGCCGAGAUGAAUGUUGACAUCCAAGGACUGCCACUGGCAAGUUAAUAUCCACUUUUACCUUUUCUCAUCGACAUCGUCAUGACCCGGAGGGCGGAGGGAACGGGGACCUUUCCAGAAGGUGUAGCUGAUAGCUGUGGACAGCAGCGCUUGAUGAAAAUUGUUAUGGCUGAAAGCUUCAGAUCCACUGUAAUCUAAACUGAUGUUGAUGGCCCAGGGAGGAAUUGCCCCGCAGAGAGCACACAACUCUUAACAGUGGUAGUUAUUUACAACAUAUUUAAACCGAGAUAAUGCCACGUGAACGGUUGUAUCAACAUGUACAUACAUGUAUUUAUACAUGACGUUACGGACUAUGCUUUUCGAUGGAAAGCUUAAUUUCCUUAAAAAGAAACUAAACCGUAUUCCCUGCCUUAAUCAUAACAAAUAAAUAUCCUUUUCAUGCAGUAUUAUAUUUCUUAUGAACGGUGUUCGGGCAUUUGAUUAGGGUUUUUUGUUCUUGCAUUGGGCCGUGGUGUGGAAUGAAUGCAAGCAAAGACUGAGGUGGUGGCGCUGCUGGUUAGGUCACAUGGCAGGUUACGAUGACUGUAAGCGAGUACGAAUUAAGGCCCUUGAAAAAUGUGAUGACACACUAUAAUAAAAGG
This is a messenger RNA of Pomacea canaliculata, 2508 nucleotides long. Its product is annotated as leucine-rich repeat-containing protein 74B-like. The transcript is spliced from 11 exons. The record is from RefSeq and is a predicted model, not a curated record. NCBI's taxonomy places the organism in Eukaryota, Metazoa, Mollusca, Gastropoda, Architaenioglossa, Ampullariidae. Gene Ontology annotation, molecular function: protein binding; calcium ion binding. The coding region runs from base 85 to 1545 and encodes 486 amino acids.